Messenger RNA from Aphanomyces invadans, 1645 nucleotides. RefSeq names its product glutathione synthetase. Gene Ontology annotation, cellular component: cytosol. The record is from RefSeq and is a predicted model, not a curated record. The transcript has 11 exons. Gene Ontology annotation, biological process: glutathione biosynthetic process. Lineage: Eukaryota; Oomycota; Saprolegniomycetes; Saprolegniales; Verrucalvaceae. Gene Ontology annotation, molecular function: ATP binding; glutathione binding; glutathione synthase activity. Bases 18 to 1514 code for a protein of 498 amino acids.
UUGGGAUUGGCGGUCAAAUGGCGGAUCUCCUGGCUUCCAUCGCUUCCUCCAAGUCACCGCCUCCGGCGCCCACGACUGCCCAUGCAGAGAAGCUCGGCCUUACAGCCUCCCAAGUGACGCACUUUCUCUCGGAGGCGACGGCGUAUGCCGCAGGACACGGCAUGCUGGUGCAAGCCCCCGAGUUUCGAUAUGCCCACCUGCCGUACUGCCUCCUUCCCGUGCCCUUUCCUCGCGAGCAAUUUGAACUGGGCAUCGCCCUUUCCCCGCUAUUUGCGUUGCUGGUCGACCGAGUCGCAUCGGACCCCGAUUGGUUGCACGAGCAACUCCACAGUGUGUUGGCAGAAGAUGCAUUCACCCGUCGACUUGUCGCGCUGUCCAAAGCCGUUCAGAAGGAGGGGGUUGUGCAAACUGCUACUCUUGGGAUUCACCGAUCCGACUACAUGCUGCACGAUGACCCCACGAAUGCAACUCCCGCACAGAUCCUGCAAGUCGAACUCAACACGAUUUCUGCAUCUUUUGCGUGCAUGAGUUCCUUGGCGUCCAACUUGCACCGUUUCCUUCUGGAGCGAUACAAAGACGAGAUCCCGUCGGGGUAUUACGGCUGUGUGGGAGACCUUUCCAUCCAUUUGCCCCAAAACCCGGCCUUGCAUGCGCUUCCAGCCGCGCUCGCUCGCGCGCACGCGCACUAUGGAAACCCAUCGGCUGUGAUCGUGUUCGUGGUGCAGCCAAGUGAAUCCAACUCUGUCGACCAGCGCUGGCUCGAGUACACCCUGUGGGAAUCGCACAGGAUCAAGGUCCUUCGCAGGUCCCUCCAUCAAUUGGCGAAGUCGGAACUGCGCGGAGUGUCGCGCCAACUGUGGAUCGAUGGGGUGGAAGUGGCCGUCGCAUACUUUCGCGCAGGAUACACGCCGACCGACUACCCAAGUGAGACAGAGUGGACCGGCCGCACCGUCGUUGAACGGUCGCAUGCGAUCAAGUGCCCCAACAUAACGUACCACUUGGCUGGGACGAAGAAGGUCCAGCAAGUGCUUGCGUCGCCGUCGCAGCUCCGACGAUUCUUGAGCGAAGACGAGAGUGUGACGGUUGAAAAGUCUUUUGCAGGAUUGUACGGCCUCGAGCAGGCGUCGCCAGACCUUCCCCGGAUCAAGGCCCUAGUCGCUGCCAAUCCUCAGGGAUUUGUGCUAAAGCCACAGCGAGAAGGCGGUGGCAACAAUCUCUACGGCGACGACGUCGUGCACGCGUUUGCAACGCUGACCCCUGCUGAGCUCGAAUCGUACAUCUUGAUGGAGCGAAUUUUGCCCCAAGAGCAACCAGCGGUGCUCGUGCGAAAUGGAACGCCUGUCAGUGGCGACACAAUCAGUGAAUUGGGCAUGUUCAGUGUCGCGCUGUUUGACCAAGGCAAAGCCAUCCUGAACGAGCACGCCGGCCAUUUGCUCCGCACAAAGCUCUCGACCACCAACGAAGGCGGCGUGGCGGCCGGCUUUGCAGUCCUCAGCAGUCCCUUUCUCAUCUAAAUCCACCCAAAGACGUUUUUUCACGCAUCACACGAAACCCCGAAACCCCUGAGAGGGGAUUUGCAUCUACGACUACGACAGUACUACGACAGUACUACGCACAGUACAGUGCGCGCCAGGAGGUUAAAACC